CUGACUGAGCACCUCUUGCAUCUUCCAUUGGAUGUCCUCCACCCUCUUGACCCACUUAUCUCGCACUUCGUCUUCGUCAUCCUCUGUAACAGCUGUGUAGCCCAUGAGGGCGAUGAGGCCCAUGUGGAACAGUCAAAUGAGGACCACCCCUUCCUGCCAAAUAAGGGAGCAAACACGAGGAAGUGACUCAUGCAUGCCCUGUGCUGAUUGGAUGAGGGGAGUUUCUCCCAGAUGCACUGCAGCUGCAAGCUUCAACCACAGGCUGCGCCAACAGUGAAUGAUAUGAGUAUCCUUUUCAUUGUGUUGUUUUAAUUGAAGGCCUCCACACCAACCGAACCAGUAUGGGUGACCAGAUACCAUUGAAUUUAUUAGUAUACAGACGGAACAGUAUCACUGAAACUGACUUUAUUAAAAUGACAUUUCAAACGUGCCUUAUGAAAACAGCAGGGCUGACUCUACAUGCCAGAAUGCCAGAAUAUAAUUCUGAUGGAUAAAUUAUUUUUUAGUUUUGUAAUUGCUGUAGUUAGUAUUAUAGUGCAAUGUAGGCUCCCCUGUAGAUCAUUAAAAUCCACAAAGACAUUCCUUUAGUAAGUGAAACUUGCCAAAGUUAUGCUGAGGCCAACGCCCAGAGGGGCACAAGUUUUUUUGGUAGGGUCUGUGUAUCGGUUGCAUUUGUAGCCAGAGGUUUUGCAUCCAAUCACAAAGAUGUUGUUAUCACAUAAAUGAGACAAUGCAAAGGCUGUCUAGAGAUCGUGUGUAAAUAUGUGGUCAAUUCUAAGACAAGACCUUCAAAAAGUGAUCUUGAGACCGGCCUCAAGGCUGAGACCGAUCACAAGUACAUCACUGGGUUGUCAGCCCAUUGAUUGAAACAUCUAACUCCAAGUAAUGAGGUCAAUGCCAGGAGGGGUACAGGUUUUUCUGGAAGGGUGUGUGUGUGUGUGUGUGUGUGUGUGUGUGUGUGUGUGUGUGUGUGUGUGUGUGUGUCCUCUUACCAGGAAGCCUUCAGCCUCUUCUCCAUCUCCUGCAUUCACUUUUUUGGAAUGAAUGUGAGAGCAGACAGGAAGUGGUCCUGAGACGGGCCUCAAGGCAAAGACCGAUCUCAAGAACAUCACUAGUCACCCGGACUCGACUGAGGACCGAACACCUUCUGGUUUCAGCACUGACUUUUGAGGUGCAGCAGGUCUUUUGUCAGCCAUGACAAAAUGAGAGAGACGACACAGCUACCCUCAUGGCAUAAAUACCCAGAAACCAACGGCAUUACCAGGAACAGAUGUACAAUCCUGUCAUAAGAACUAAUCAGACAUGAAGAAGAUGAAGAUAUUAAUUGAGCUGAUACUGCUAGCAGGAGUCAUUGGUUUGAAUUAUGGUGCCAUUCAGAGACCUGACUAUGAUGACACACCCACCCCAGAGUUCCUCAACCCAUCCUGGAUGGCCACCAUCCCUGAUGACCUGCCGCUGUCUGAGGUCACCAUGCCUGGGACCCACAACACUAUGGCCCUUUACGGCGGUGUGUAUGCUGAGUGCCAGACCUGGAGCCUUGCAUCUCAGCUCCAAGCCGGCAUCCGCUACUUAGAUAUCCGUGUCCGUCACGUCAAGGGAAACCUCACCCUCCAUCACGGGGUGUCUUAUCAGAGAGCGCACUUCGGCCACGUGCUGGAGGGUGUGGCUGACUUCCUUCGAGAGUAUCCCAGUGAGACAGUGCUUAUGCGUCUAAGAGAGGAGUUCAGUGAGACAUAUGACAUCUACGGUGCCGUUGUAGACUACAUCCAUCGCUACGCUCACUGGGACCUGCUGUGGCACAGCCGGCUCGUGCCAACCAUGGCGGAGGCUAGAGGGAAACUUAUCGUCCUGCAAGAGUUUGCUGGGCCAGACUUGGGGAUGCGCUAUGGUUCCCUGGACAUAGCCGAUGACUGGAAGGUACCAACACUUCUGCAUGUUGAGGACAAAUGGCAGAGUGUCUAUGAGCACCUGGAGGCUGCACCUACAGGAAACAAGGCCCAGAUCUUUCUCACCUACAGCAGCGGAGCUGGUGUGUUUGCGUAUCCCAGAGCCAUCGCUCAGCGCAUCAACCCACAACUGUACGACUACCUGAGGGCCAAGACGGAGCUGAACCAGCGACUGGGAAUCAUAUGCAUGGACUUCCCUGCUGCUCCGUUGAUUCAAACGAUCAUUGGCUUCCAAAUGAAAGAGGUCAUAAAGAGAAGUCAGGCCUUAAACACAGUACCUAACAAGACAAGUUUGAAACAUGUCAUUUCUUCACUGAGAAAGAAGAUGAUCAAAAAUUAGGAAGGGAAGAGUAGAGCGGUCAAUAACAGUUCAAUUACAGAUGUAGCUUGAAUUCAAUAGUAAAGUGUAAUCAUACUACUUUACUGUGAUGAACGUAAUUUAAAUUAUAUCUGGGAUGAAACUUUUCAUUGUGUCAUUCACCAAAAAUACUGGGAACAAAAGAAAAUGUCACAAAAAUAAAUUAGAAAUGGCAAUGUAGCUGAAAUUUCCUGUAAGGCACUCACCAACACACAAAAAUAAAGAUUUUGAGUCAAUCAAUUGGUCCUUAAAGGUUUUGUUUUUAAUCUUGCAUCACCUAACUGUCAAAGUGAAAUGUAUCAGAUGCUAUCUUAGCUCUAACAAGCCCUUACUUUCACAGUCCACUGUGAAAGUCAAGGUCAGUUUCAUACAUGAGACACCUGUUGCUACAUCCGAGCACAACGGUGAAAGUUACUAAGUAAAACCAAACAAGGCUAUAAGGCACACAGUGUUCUACUUAAAAAACUUUUGAGAAUAUUACUAAGAUUAAACAUGGCAUGUAAUACAAAUUUUACAUUACAGUAACAUAUGAAAAUAAACUGCUGCUUUACCAUUU
Molecule: messenger RNA, 2860 nt
Organism: Larimichthys crocea (large yellow croaker)
Lineage: Eukaryota; Metazoa; Chordata; Actinopteri; Sciaenidae
Product: 1-phosphatidylinositol phosphodiesterase
Exons: 7
Coding region: 1303-2286 (327 amino acids)
Biological process (GO): lipid metabolic process
Molecular function (GO): phosphoric diester hydrolase activity
Source: RefSeq, a predicted model, not a curated record